This is a messenger RNA of Microthlaspi erraticum, 486 nucleotides long. Lineage: Eukaryota; Viridiplantae; Streptophyta; Magnoliopsida; Brassicales; Brassicaceae. The record is from the annotation of a GenBank genome assembly.
AUGCUCCUUAGAAAGCCAAGGAGCGAAAUGCUUAUCUUCACUUUCUUCCUUCUCUUCUCCUUCCGAAUCAAAACAAGGUUCUGCAUUCAAGUCAGGAAUGUAGGGCUUGGUGCCAACUGUUAUAACAUAAUAUUCAUCAAACAGUUGGCACCAAGCCCUACAUUCAAAGACUUGAAUGCAGAACCUUGUUUGAUUCGCCCUACAUUCCCAGACUUGAAUGCAGAACCUUGUUUUGAUUCGGAACGAGAAGAGACGGAAGAAACUGAAGAUAAGCAUUUCACUCCUCGACUUUCUAAGGAGCACCAGCUCGAGAUUUUCCUCCGUGCCUCAUAUUUUGAAUACUCGAAGCUUCAGUUUUAUAACAAACAACUUUCACAUUUUUUCGAGAAUCGUGAGAUAUUUAGAGUAUGGCAAGAACGUGGGCAUGUGCAUUUGGGUGGUGGAUCUCAUUGGACCAUUGUUUAUACGAAGUUUAGGAAUUUUUGA